Messenger RNA from Pogona vitticeps (central bearded dragon), 1008 nucleotides. It is a transcript of the gene THEM4, whose product is annotated as thioesterase superfamily member 4. The record is from RefSeq and is a predicted model, not a curated record. NCBI's taxonomy places the organism in Eukaryota, Metazoa, Chordata, Lepidosauria, Squamata, Agamidae.
GACACCAAACCAGUGAGAAGAGUAACCAGUAAGACACUGGGAAGCUGUGCGCUCCAGAGGUCUUCAGAAUGCAAGCUUUCUGGAGGACUGGAAGCCAACUGAUAAAGGGACUUGCCCACUGGACAGGUCCUAGAUACCAUCCUGGAACAUCUGGAGAACUUUUGUUGCAUCCUUUCCAACGUUCUUCUUGGACACCAUUGUGGACAACCUCAGCCCCGUUCUGUCAGUCUCUGUAUCUCAAGGAUUAUGGAUUCCCCAACCCAAGCUGGAGGCAAGAGAUGGUUGAGCAGUUCGAGAAGUUCACAGCACUGUCAAAAGAUGGGAUGUGGAGAAAGAUGCCGAAUCGUAUGCAAUUUUUGGAUCUUAUGCCAGAAUGGCUGAAAGGAGGCUUUGAGGAGAGGAAACAUAGCAACAGCCGAUAUUUUUUGAGAUGCGUGGAUGCCGAAGGCCUAGGCUUUGAGUUUGUGUUGUUCUUCAAUGCAUCUGAGAAAAGGAUGGUGGCCCUCUUCCAGCCGGGUUCUUAUCUGGAAGGGCCAACAGGGUUUGUGCAUGGCGGGGCUCUGGCGGCCAUUCUUGAUACCACGUUUGGAGGUUGUGCCCUCUACAGCAUGGGCAAGAUUUUGACGGCGAACCUCAACAUCAACUAUAAGAGCCCCAUCAAGUUGGGCUCCGUGGUCCUGGUGGAUACCAAAGUGGACAGAACAGAAGGGAGGAAGCUGUACAUGUCUGGCUCUGUGCAGAGUAUUGAUGGUCAGGACCUCCACGCGGAAGCCACAACUCUGCUCAUCCUGCUGGAUUCAAAGACUUCUCCUCAGGAACGCAUCCAUUCCGAGUGAUCUAGGCUCCUCAGAGCCUUCUCUUCCAGGAAAACAACACUGGUCAUGGAAAGCUGGUACCCAAGCCAGACUGGAUUUGGAAAUCUGGAUCCCUCUGCUUCAUGCCUUCCCGGAACUGAUAUUACACUCUAAUUUAUAUAACAAAAUAUAUUCUUAGUUGAAACUAUGGAGA